Molecule: messenger RNA, 2646 nt
Organism: Rhagoletis zephyria (snowberry fruit fly)
Lineage: Eukaryota; Metazoa; Arthropoda; Insecta; Diptera; Tephritidae
Source: RefSeq, a predicted model, not a curated record
AUUUGGCGGGCAAACACUGACUUUUCGGCUAUUGUCAAUGGAGAAGCAGUUGCCGCCUACAUUGCCAAGUAUGCAUCAAAGGGCGAAAAAGCUUCUACCAACUUCAAAGAUCUUAUGACGGCGCUACUUGACAAAAAGGAUGAUAAUGCCCCAGCCAAAAAUCUAAUUUCUUCUCUUAUGAUCAAGACACUGGGUGAACGCGACUACUCAGCGCAAGAAGUAAUGACAAUCAUUUUUGGCUGGGAUUUGUACAACUCUUCGCGCGCAUUUGUUGUUUUAUGCAUCAACGACGACGACUGGGUUAAUAUUGCUGUGGAUCAGAAUGACGGCAGUGUUAAAGAAGGAAAGAAACUAAUUGAAAAAUACAAGGAGCGCCCAAAUGGUGUGGUUACUAAUCGCGGCAAAACGAUUGAUUGGGAAAACAUGAGUUUGCUUCAUUUUGCUAAAAAUCAUUACACAACAACUACCCGAGGAGUGAUACACUAUUCUACUCGAAAGAAAGAAGCCGUUGUUCGCAUUUUUCCAAAGCUUAAAGAAGGUGGAACUGACGAGGAAAAGGAACAAUUUUACCGCCUUCAAGUGAUUCUCAACGCCCCUUUUCGCAUUCUCCAGUCAUUUGAUGAUCUUCUUUAUGAAGCUGCAAUCGAUGUUCGCCAUGAAAAGUGGCAGCACAGAUACAUGAAUUUGAACAUUAUGGCAAAUCGACAUUUUGAACUGCCCAAUGUGCCUGAAGAAGAAGGAGAGGCUCCUGAAAUGAUCAACGAAGAGGAACAGCGUGAUCCUGCAAUGCUUGCAGCAAGGAUGAUCAACAAUAUUCAGCUCGAUUUGCACCAAGAAACAACUGAAGAUGAUUUAGGACUUCGUGAAAUUGAUCAAGCACACGAUUGGGCUGAAGCAUCAGAAGGAUUUCCAUCUAUUGAUAUAGUGAAACGAUUUUUGAAAAACAACAUGACUCCAGCUGAAAGUGCUCAAAACACCGAACCGCGAACCGACAUCCAAUAUUCAGAUGAGCAGAUAAAUUUAGUCAACCUGGUUGAGCAGCAAAUUCAGUACUCAAAAAAUCCAAACUCUACAAAUGUCCCUCACAAACUUACCAUCGUUCAAGGAAAAGCAGGAUCAGGAAAAAGCACAAUCAUUAAAGUAAUUGUCCAUCGAGGCAAUCAAGAAUGGCCAAAUUCUGUAGCAGUUGCAGCGCCGACCGGACUAGCUGCUCUCAACAUCGACGGCAAAACUCUUCACAGUUUGUUUAAAAUUAGUCCAAAAGACACUGCAUACAAACCGCUUGCAGGCGAAGCACUUGCUAAAUUGCAAGAAGAGUUUAAAAACAUCAGAUUCCUCAUCAUUGACGAGAUGUCUAUGGUUGGUUUGAAAAUGUUGUACUACCUUUGCUGCCGGUGCCAGGAAGCAAAAGGUUGUAUGGACCCAUUUGGAGGACUCUAUGUUUGGAUGUUUGGUGAUUUUCGUCAACUACCACCUGUCAUGGACAGACCAAUGUAUGACAAACAACCGGCGGCAACAGAAUCUCUUCGCGGUAAAUUAGUUUUCAACCAGUUCACCAAUUUUGUCGAACUCCAGAUGUGUCAUCGCCAAAGCGGACCAGAAGCUCAAGCAUUUCGAAUUAUGCUUGACAACAUUGCAAGCGGCACCUCAACAACUAAGGAUUUUAACUUGAUGAUGACUCGACGAAAAUCAGUUUUGAGUCAAAAUACAGUUACAUCUUUUGACAAUGCUACUCAUCUGUUCCCGACAAACAAUCAAGUGAUUCGCCACAAUGACGAGGUUUUGCGCAAAACAAUGCUUCCAGUUGCCCGAAUUGUCUCACACAAUGUGCCAGAUUAUCGAUCAAAAACAUCCAAAUCAAUUGAUGAAGACAUGGAAGAGGGCCUCUUGCACAUCAUCAAAUUGCAAGUCGGAAACCGUGUGAUGCUUCGAACAAACAUUUCAGUAUCACAUGGGCUUGUGAACGGUUCUUUAGGCACUGUCAGAGCUAUUGUUUAUGGUGAAGGCGAGCUCCCACCGCUUCUACCCCAGUAUAUAAUGGUGGAGUUUGAUGGCUACACUGGGCCCACAUUACCGAACUAUCCAGGUCUUUUUCCAAUAGUACCUGUGACUAGGCAGUUCAAAAAGGGAAGCACCAAACACACUCGAACUCAGUUGCCUAUCAUGCUUGCCUACGCUUCAACAAUUCAUAAAGCACAAGGUCUCACACUUGAUAAAGUUGUAGUAGACGUUGGCUCAGCUGAAAUGGCUAUGGGGCUUACUUACGUAGCUUUGAGCAGAGUCAGAAAACUAGAAAACUUGAUGAUUGCUUCUGCGUUCACAAAAUCACGCCUCGACGACAUAGCUAAGGGAAAAGGUUUUGCGGAACGCGCUGAGUUCAUUCGAGAAAAGUUUGGAACCCAAGUCGAAGUUGCCCGAGGUGCUGAAGAAGAAGAGGAAAUUGAUCCCAGUGUUGCAUUGGAGCUCAAAGAACUUGAACUUUACUCUUCUGAAGACUCGUCAGAUGAAGACUCGUUAGAGGAAGAAGAACAAAAAGAAAUUAUAGAAGAACUUCGAGAAAUACGCGAUAUUUUUCGUUAUAAACCGUUUCUUUAUUUUAAUUCUUUAAAACUUUCCAAUUCAAAUUUAAGUGACUCCAGUGAAUCA